GCGAGAGGCGAGCCCGGGCGGGUGGGCAGGGCGGCAGGUGGGCUCGGGCCACCUCACGGGCACAGGUGAGCCCGGGGACCUGCCCAGCAGCGCCCUCGGUCCCACGUGGCCCCCCUUCGGUGCCCUCGCCAAGCUACCAGGUGAGCGCCCUGCCAGACCAUGCCACAGAUGCCAGGGGUUUGGCCUACGUGUUCUGCAUAGAAGUUGAGGAGGUCAAGAAUGAACUUUGACCUUUCCUGAUAAUGGUGGUGGAAUGACACCUCGAGACCUGUACCGAGUGCUCAGGGAGUAGCCUAUUUACUGGGAAAAUUCUGAGGUGGCACAGCACUUCCCGUUCUGGCAUCUGUGGCGUCAGACAAGACUGAGCCAAGCACAGGCCUUUACACAUAGUCUAGCAUCUCCACUGUGCCACCUAGCUGCCAAGGAGGAAGGGCAAACAAGCUUCUGGAGAAGUGCCCUUUUCUACAGGCUGGACUGAAGAGAUCUGAAAUCUGUUCUAUUGAUCAUCUGGCUUGGUAACUUGAUCUUUGUCAAUCCCUCACAGCAGGCCCGGGAUAGGACGGCCUCUAAACUUCCCAUGAGCCUGCUAAGCAGCCCCACCCUGCAACUUGAGCCGACUUUAUUUGAGCCUCUGUCAACGCUACUCCUUGAAUCUUUUCCGCAAAUGGCUCCACGAGGCCUGAGAAAUCGCCUGGCGCGGUGGUGCCAGGACCCGUGAACUCCUUUAAACUUCCACCCAAAAUCAAUUUCCAACAUUACGUUUGCCGUCUCGUGUGUGACCGGAGAAGGCCAUGGGCCCCUGUCUUGGGGCCGCUCAAAAUAGCAACAACAGCUUGCUUGUCGGCUCUGUUAAGACACCAGAGAGGCAGGCACCUGUCCCUGAGCUGGGGAACUAUGGCCAGACCCUGAAAUCCCUCUCUCUCUGCUAUUUUUCUUCAGGUUGACUCGAGCUGCCCUUAUCCAGAAGCUCGGUGCUCGUUGGAAGGAGAAGGCAUCCCAGAAAAAUGUUUCCAGCUCCGCUGCAGCCAGACCAAUAGUUGGGGCUCUUGACCAGAUCCAGGGACAGUGGGAGAAGUGUCUCCAUGGAUGCAGCUUCCUGACAAGGCUGAUCCGUCUCGCUUACCUGAGAAGUGUUUCUCUUGCCUUAAUCCCCAUCCAAGGUACAGGUACUUACUGCUCCACCGAAGUCCAUUCCUAUGCAGGCUAAAACCGAAUUGGAGGACCUCAAGGAAGUGAGGGGCGAUGGAGCUGGCAGCUCUCACACACCUCUGCUGCCGGGAGAAUGUCCGGCUCCCUGUCUUGUGCCCAGGCCCCCAGAGUCGAUGUACCUCCACUUAUCCGGCAAGCACAAGGUGUUCCUAGAUGAGGAGCCGCUGGUAAAGCGGAAAAGGUCCCAGAAGUCAGCGAUGGCCUCCGAUUCCCAUAAGAGGGCAGAGUUGGCUGCCCUGCAGCAAGAAAUGGAGGGUGGCAGAAGUGAGCCUGACCUUGAGAGAAGCCCUCUCCCAGAGGCAGGCCAGAAGAGCGGUGAGGCUUGGAUGGCGCCUCUUGGAGAGGUAGGCCCGGGUCAAGGAGCCCCGAUGAGCUCCCGAGAGGAUGGGGUGCCCGGGAAGCACCUCGAGGAGCUCGGAAGUCAGCGGCCACCUGUGAUGGCUGAGGUGGUCAACAAAGGUUGGCCACCCGCGAGUCGAAGCUCUUCUGGGGCAGAGCAGGGCAGAGCACCACCCCAGGAAGUGGCCAAAGGUCCUUUCGUGGCCGUGGUUGGAAUCACCGAAGCCGUCGUGGAUGGUGGGGCUCCCAUCCAGCUGAUUCCAUUCGGUCGAGAGGAGAGAGCUGAGCACAGACGGGGAGCUGAAGAACGUAGCCAGAUGCGUGCUGUGCCCGGCAGCGAGAAGGGGGAAGCUGGGGAUACUGGAGCUUUGAGCCAGCCCAAGGCCAAGGACCAGAAGCCCGAGAGACGACUGGAAAGCAUCUUGUCUGAAAGGGAUCUGCUGCAGCAGAAGGUUCAAGAGCUGGAAGAGGAGAAGAGACACUGGCAGAACGAGUUUGAGAGAACCCAACACGAGCUGAUGACUCUGCGGGCCCGCGAGAACGAGAGCUUGUACUGGAGCAAGAAGCACAUGGGCUAUCGCCAGGCUGAGCUGCAGGUGCUGAAGUCCGAGCUGGAGAGAAGCCUGGAGGAGAAGAGCGAGCUCAAGGAGCGACUCAAGGCCAUGGAGAUGCGCAUGGAGGUUCUGCACCAGGCUCAGGGCUCCUUCCAGAACCUGCAGGAAGAAGACCCGAGCACCCUGGAAAAGCUGAAAGGCCUCCGGGUGAAUGUCAGCCGGCUGCUGGCCUCCAUUCUUCCUCACCUGGAGCUGGAAGAGGUCAACUUUGAGUCUGAUCAGGUGGAUGAGAUUCUGCAAACUGUGUUGGAGACCAACCACAUCCUGGAGUGAGCAGCGGCGGCUCCCUUACCUUUGCUUGGAAGGAAUUACUGCCUGCCCCAUGUUAGCUGCCCUCUUGCCUUAUAUGUACAGAAUCAGUUAAUAAAUGAUGGCUUUCA
Antechinus flavipes (yellow-footed antechinus) is the source of this 2542-nucleotide messenger RNA. RefSeq names its product MORC family CW-type zinc finger 4 (gene MORC4). Bases 1197 to 2435 code for a protein of 412 amino acids. The transcript is spliced from 10 exons. The record is from RefSeq and is a predicted model, not a curated record. Lineage: Eukaryota; Metazoa; Chordata; Mammalia; Dasyuromorphia; Dasyuridae.